Molecule: messenger RNA, 2605 nt
Organism: Notothenia coriiceps (black rockcod)
Lineage: Eukaryota; Metazoa; Chordata; Actinopteri; Perciformes; Nototheniidae
Gene: cdh2
Product: cadherin 2, type 1, N-cadherin (neuronal)
Exons: 15
Coding region: 242-2584 (780 amino acids)
Biological process (GO): multicellular organism development; calcium-dependent cell-cell adhesion; synapse assembly
Cellular component (GO): catenin complex; lamellipodium; intercalated disc
Molecular function (GO): cadherin binding; beta-catenin binding; calcium ion binding
Source: RefSeq, a predicted model, not a curated record
UGGGAGGGAGCAGCAGCCUCAGUACCAGGCACCGCUCUCCCUCAGUGCUGACUGGAUAGAUAGAGGAGGAGGCUGCUACAUGCUGCCGCCACCGCUCCUGCCUUUGUCGUAGAGGGACCUUUUUUUUCAACGCGGCUACACUUGAUCCAGACGGAUAUUCCUUUAUUUUUCCCUUAUUUCUUUUUUAUUUGUGGCCACACGGAUUUCCGAAGGGGGAGAUUAAACAGUCGCGGACGCACCAAUGUACUCACUACACGAGGGCAGCGGUCUGUUUCUGCUCGCGGUCUUGGCAGGACUGCAGAUAGCAGCAGAGGGCAGGGUCACCCCACCAUGCAGACCAGGCUUUUCUGAAGAUGUAUACAAGGUUGUGAUGCCAGAUAUCGUGGAGAAAGGACAUCCCCUUUUUAAUGUGAGGUUUGUCGACUGUGGCCGAGGUGGUCUGGUGCGAUUUGAAUGCAGUAACCCAUCGGACUUCCGGAUAGAAGUUGACGGAGUAGUUUAUGCUGCCAGGAGCAUUGAGCUCUCUACGCUGCCUGCGUCACCGCUGCUGAUCAAGGCCAGUGACACCACUACUCAGCAGCAAUGGGUGACCCAGGUCAAGAUGACACCGUCUACAGACCAGCAGGUCCAACAAGUUGCUGCCCCUCCAGCCAUGUCAGAGGAUUUGCAGGAAAUAGUGUUUCCAUUACGAAACACGGACAGCCAACUGAAGCGCAUGAAGAGAGACUGGGUCAUCCCCCCAAUCAAUGUCCCAGAGAACUCACGAGGCCCCUUCCCGCAAGAGCUUGUCCGGAUCCGGUCAGACAACGACAAAAACCGGUUGCUGAGAUACAGUGUGACGGGCCCGGGCGCUGACCAGCCACCCACCAGCGUCUUCAUCAUCGACCCAAUCUCCGGACUGAGAGCUCAUGCAGUGGACCUCAACGGCAACCAGGUAGAAAACCCUAUUGACAUUGUGAUCAAUGUGAUCGACAUGAACGACAACAGACCCGAGUUCACUCAUCAGAUCUGGAACGGCUCCGUUCCAGAGGGUUCCAAGCCAGGAACAUUUGUUAUGACAGUGACAUCUGUUGACAAAGACGACCCCAAAACAGCCAAUGGGAUGCUGCGCUACAAGAUCCUGUCUCAGAAUCCAGAGAGUCCAACCUCCAAUAUGUUCACCAUCAACAAUAAAACCGGAGGCAUCAUCACGGUGGCAGCAGGCCUGGACAGAGAGAAAGUGCCUCAGUACACGCUGAUCAUCCAGGCCACUGACAUGGAGGGCAACCCCAUGUACGGCCUCUCCAACACAGCCACCGCUGUCAUCAGAGUCACAGACGUUAACGACAAUGCACCAGAGUUUACUGCUGAGACGUUUUUCGGCGAGGUGCCUGAAAACCGUGUGAAUGUCAUCGUGGCCAACCUGACGGUGACUGACAAGGACCAGCCCAACACGCCGGCCUGGAACGCCGUCUACAAAAUCACCGGGGGCGACCCCACUGGCAGGUUUUCUGUGCCCACUGAUCCGACCACUAACGAGGGCCUGGUAACGGUUGUCAAGCCCAUUGACUAUGAAACUAGUAGGACGUACGUGCUGACAGUGGAAGCGAAGAAUGAGGUUCCCUUGGCCAGGGGCAUCCACUCUCCUCGCCAGUCCACCGCCACUGUCUCCAUCAGAGUGAUAGAUGUCAACGAGAGUCCUUACUUCGAGCCCAACCCCAAACUCAUUAAACUGGAAGAGGGAAUGAUGCCUGAGUCAACACUGUCCACCUUCACUGCACAGGACCCCGAUCGCUUCAUGCAGCAAACCAUCAGAUACUCCAAACUCGCAGAUCCAGCCAACUGGCUAAGGAUUGACCCUAACACCGGCCGUAUAACAACAAUUGCCAUUUUGGACCGAGAGUCGCCCUAUGUGAAGAACAGUUUGUACAAUGCAACAUUCCUGGCCUCUGACAGCGGUAUACCUCCCGCAAGUGGCACAGGUACCCUCCAGAUCUUCCUGCUGGAUAUCAACGACAACGCUCCCGUGGUGUUCCCCCAGGAGACAGAGAUAUGUGAGAAGCCGGAGCCAAAUGCCAUCAACAUCACCGCCCUCGAUGGAGACCUGAACCCCAACGCCGGGCCCUUUGCCUUCGAGUUAGCCCACCGGCCCGUGGACGUCAGGAGAAACUGGACCAUCACAAGAGUCAGCGGUGACUAUGCUCAGGUGAGCCUGAAGAUUGGCUUCCUUGAAAGCGGUAUCUACGAUAUCCCCAUCCUAAUCACAGACUCAGGCAACCUGCCCAUGACCAACACCUCCUAUCUGCGGAUUAAAGUGUGCCAGUGCGACUUCAACGGAGACUGCACUGACCAGCAACACAUCAUGGCUGCUGGUCUGGGCACCGGCGCCAUCAUCUCCAUCCUCCUCUGCAUCAUCAUCCUCCUCAUUCUCGUGCUGAUGUUUGUGGUGUGGAUGAAGCGCCGCGAUAAAGAGCGUCAGGCCAAGCAGCUCCUCAUCGACCCCGAGGACGACGUCAGAGACAACAUUCUCAAGUAUGAUGAGGAAGGUGGAGGAGAGGAAGAUCAGGAUUACGACCUGAGUCAGCUCCAGCGCCGGACACGAUAGAGCCUGAGCCAUCAAGGCCGG